Messenger RNA from Megalopta genalis, 3286 nucleotides. Lineage: Eukaryota; Metazoa; Arthropoda; Insecta; Hymenoptera; Halictidae. The record is from RefSeq and is a predicted model, not a curated record.
CAUUUUUAUUCCAUGACGAAAAUUAUUUCGAUUACAUUUGCGGCUGAGGCAAUGAACGCAACUGGAUAUGACUAUCAUAAAGGAAAUUUCUAUCUGUGUCUUGAAUGGAAAUUCCACGGACAGUCAGGUUGCUGGAAGGUCUCUGCGCAGUGCUAAAGCUGAAGUGGUGUACAUAAAUCUAUGUACCAAUGUAUCUACAUAUAGAGUUGCGUUCUGACAAGCUGAAGUUUGUCUUUCUACCGCCGACGGCGCUGAGAUAGGAAAUCUUCCAAUCUUACAUUGCUGAUCCCUGCUGUACUAUUGUAAAGCACUGUAAAGCACCACUUGUCGGCGCGACGUGUGAAUUAUUAAACAGAAGUGCUUUUUAAUUCUGUCUACCAUUAUUUACGUAUAAUAUGCAGGUCUAUUAACCGAGUUCGUGAAAAAUUGUUAGUGUUUUCUAUUUUUGUUACUAAAUAAAAAUGGAACGCUAUCAUAUACAAGAAGCAUUUACGGUUUUAAAGCCACUCUGUGAUCGUUUGAUGAAAAAUCCAAAUGUAAACAACGCACGCAAUGUUGCAAUUGCUUCAACAAGCAUUUCCGAUAAAGUUAUUCAAGAUUUAUUAGAAUAUAUCUUAUUUCCUCUAAUUACUCAUUUGCCAAAUGAAUCGUUGAGAAGAAAUGUGAAAGAAGAAUUAGUGAAAACAAUGCAAACGAUAUUAUCAAGAGUAAAGAUAUCUAAAUUGGAAUAUUUUAAUAAUUUGUACUCCUGUCUCUUGAUACAAAUAUAUGAUUCAACUCAACCAAAUAUGGUGAUCUUAGGCCAUGAAGAAUUAAAAGAAGCUGUACUGUUAUGCAUUAAAACCUUGAUACAGUCAUGUUUUACAGAAGUUAUAGAAUCACUGUAUGUAAGAAAAAAUGCCUCGAAGGUAGGUCAGGGAAUAUUAUUAUCUAUAACAAUAGGCAGAACAGAAAAAUCAAACUCACUCAGAUUACAUGCGGUGGAGACAGUAAUGGCUCUAUGUCAAGUUGAUGAUCAAUCAGACAGAUAUGAUAUUAUACUACAAGAUCAAGUAGCUGAAAUUAUUAUGUUAUUUUUACCUGGUAUUGCAAGUGGACUGCUGGAAAUAGUUAUAGGUAGUGAGAUACAAGGACAUAGACUAACAAUGUUGGCAUUGAGGGCUUGGGGUAGAGUAAUUUCACUUGUAAUGAAAGAUAAAUUGGAAGACGCUACACCAUCAUUAGAUAUUCUUAUGAAACCACAUAACGACACCUUUAUUAAUUCUUCAAAAGGUUUGGCACAAAUAAUUGAUAAUAGUGAAAUAUGGAAACACCUUCAAAGCACAGUAAGAAACAAAGAAUGGUUUGAUGCUAGUGCAACAAAACUUAAUGUACUUGUGCAACAGUUAGAUGUGUUGAAGAAGCAUUCUCACUGGGAAGUCAGAAAGGAAUUAAUUGCCACAAUUUCUCUGUUGCUCACCACAUGUCCUAGAAACAUGAAACCAAAUGUUAUGUUAUUAAUUGAGUAUCUAAUAUCUCUAUCUGAAGAUGAAUUUCCAGAAAUUCAAGAGGAAGCUGAAAAAGCAUUAAAUGUAAUUACUGUAAGCUAUAUGCAAAAUAGGAAUAUGAAGCCCUUAGUGGAACUAUUGGAAGAAAGUUUUUAUAACUUACUUACAAAAUUACCUAGGAUUAUCAGGAGGUUUGAUGAUAGUGAUCAGUUAUCUUGCUUAAAUCAAAUUGCGGGUUAUUUGAAACUUCUUGGAGAACAAAGAUUACCUUGCAUCAUGAUGUCUUCAUCGCAUGUAAGAAGGUUGCUCUUAGCACUUGUAUAUGUAUCCGAAAUAGACUGCAGCAAUAUAUCCAUUUUGCAAAUUGCAAAUGUUAAAGACUUGGAAGAUCCAGCUUAUUAUUAUGGGUCACACUUAUGGAGAAGAUUUAAAUUCAUUCAGAACAACUCUUGCGAAGAAAAAGUCAUAGUACUAUGUAAAUACCUUGGAAAAUUUGGGGAUCUCAAAAUUUUAGUUGAUACCAUUUGCAGCCUUAUAGUUGAUAUCCCACAACAUAAAAAAGAAUUGUUCUUAUUACUAAACUGGAUAAUAAAUGUGCCUUUGAAAGAUUUUUCACUAUUGUCAAUCUAUAAUGAUGUUAUCAAUUUGUAUCUAACUCAUGAACAUUGGUAUCCGUCUAUUGACUGUUCUGAAAACACACCCUUGGGCAUUGCUCAAGCUAAUGUAGUACAGUGUUGCUUAUUAUUGGAAGGAUUGGGACUAAUCGCUCAAAACUUAAAACGAAAUUACGAUAGAUAUCUUCUUAAAACGUUAUAUUUAAUUAUUGAAAGAGCAGGUAGCAAACAUAGUUUGAUUAGUUUUGUUGGAACUCAAACUCUUGAAAUUAUUGCAAAAUCUCAACAGCAUGAUACAGUGGGUGAUCUAUUACGCACGAACGUGGACUAUUUUUCAUACCACGUAACAGUAAAAUUGCGUCGUGUAGAACGUAAUCCUAGUGUACUUGACGUUAUCGGAAUUGUCAUGAAGUAUAGUACAAUAGAUGUGUUACCUUGUUUAAAAGAAAUUGUAGAAGAUGUAUUUUUACAAUUGAAUAACAGUUUCCAAAAGAAAAAUUCACUUGCUUUUUUAAAAGUUUUUUUUACAUUCUCAAUAUGUAUAAAAAAAUUGGCCAUACCCCAACGUACUACAAUAACACAGGAACAAAAUACAAAGGCAGAAACUAAAUCGGAAAAAAUUAUUCAUUCUUUAUCAGAGUGUUAUGAAUCGGAAAAAGAAAUUGUUGAAGAAAUAGAGGAACCACCUAAUGAUACUAAUUUGGAUGAGAAAAUAUUAGAAGUGGAAAAUGAUCAAGUGGAUAUGACGAUGGAUAAUGAAGAAGAUCAGAAUCUACCUCCUUAUGUAAAAAUGAUUAAAGAUGUGAUGCAACAUUGUUUACAUUUUCUUUCAUCAAAGGAAGUGGAAAAAUCGCUACUUGCAUUGUCCACUUUACAAGAAGGUCUUGAAAUUUUAGCUGAAUGGGAAAAUCAAUUAUUACCAAUUGUACAUUUGCUAUGGCAUCCGUUGGUAGACCGAUUUCAAGAUGAAAAUGUAUUAAUAAUUAAUCGAGCAUGGCAAUUAUUAAAUGUCCUUGGUCAUGUUUCAAAAGAUUUCAUUAAAUUUAGAACUCUUAAGCAAGUUUUACCAGCACUUUCAAAGUUCUUAAAUGUAUCAGCAAAGGAAAGUUAUAAUAAGAAUACGGAAAAUAUUUAUAAAUUUACUCAAACUUAUAAAUUACAAAAAGAAUUACUUUCGUCACUGGG